AGAGAGAGAAUCCUUUUUGUUCGUUCUCUCUUCUGCGUGUAGAAUCGCGACUCCGAAAGAAAAUGGGAAAAUCGAAAGCGAGCAAAAAGCGCGCGAAGGACGUAGCCAACGACGUAAACGCGGCGGAGGUAGCCAUGGCGAAGGCGGUUCAGAGUUUGCAGGAAAUAUUCAGGGAACACUCCGAACAAGAGAUCCGUGCAGCGCUUCUAGAAUGCAAUAUGAACCAAAACUUUGCCAUCGAUCGUCUUCUUUCUCAGCAAGAGAGGAGUAAUGAGCAAGGAGCCAGUACUCAGUUACCUGAUUCAUCUACUACUUCUUCAACUGUCCUUGUUCCAACUCAAAGUGAUGUUACAAAUGGUGAAGCCAGGAGUGUGCCAACUAGUUCGAAUGAAGCAGCCCCUUCCUUGCCUGUGCCAUCAUCUAUUAGGUAUCAAUCUGUUUGA
This is a messenger RNA of Brassica napus (rape), 443 nucleotides long. RefSeq lists its product as uncharacterized. Lineage: Eukaryota; Viridiplantae; Streptophyta; Magnoliopsida; Brassicales; Brassicaceae. The transcript has 3 exons. Gene Ontology annotation, molecular function: ubiquitin binding. Bases 63 to 443 code for a protein of 126 amino acids. The record is from RefSeq and is a predicted model, not a curated record.